Messenger RNA from Anneissia japonica, 1416 nucleotides. RefSeq names its product cathepsin B-like. The transcript has 7 exons. Gene Ontology annotation, molecular function: cysteine-type endopeptidase activity. Gene Ontology annotation, cellular component: lysosome. NCBI's taxonomy places the organism in Eukaryota, Metazoa, Echinodermata, Crinoidea, Comatulida, Comatulidae. Bases 30 to 881 code for a protein of 283 amino acids. The record is from RefSeq and is a predicted model, not a curated record.
AGGCUGGACACAAUAAGAACUUCAAAGACAUGACAAUUGAGCAAGUGAAAGGAAUGCUGGGAGCUAAGCCAGUGCCAGACAGCAUGAAGCUACCCCUACUUAAACAGCCAGUCACUGUAAAACUUCCUGAUAACUUUGAUGCUAGAGAGGCAUGGCCAAAUUGCCCCACAAUCAAGGAAAUCCGAGAUCAAGGUUCAUGCGGGUCUUGCUGGGCUUUUGGUGCAGUGGAGGCAAUGUCUGAUAGGUACUGCAUCCACUCAAAUGGAUCUGUUAACCACCACAUCUCAGCAGAGGACUUGACAACAUGCUGUAGUUCAUGUGGAAAUGGAUGCAAUGGAGGUUUUCCCCCUGAGGCCUGGAAUUAUUGGACAAAAAAGGGCCUGGUGACCGGCGGUAAUUACAACUCCAACCAAGGUUGUCAGCCAUAUGAAAUACCAUCAUGUGACCAUCACGUUGUUGGAAAGCUUCAGCCAUGCGGGGACACCCUACCAACACCAAAGUGCAAAAACACUUGCGAAGAUGGUUAUGAUGUGAAGUAUUUGGAUGAUAAGAAAUUUGGUGCCAAGGCCUAUGGUGUUUCUGGAGUACAGGAGAUUAUGCAAGAAAUCAUGACAAAUGGACCAGUGGAAGCUGACUUUACAGUUUAUGCAGAUUUCCCAACCUACAAAUCAGGUGUAUAUAAACAUGAGUCUGGAGAACUGUUGGGUGGCCAUGCUAUCAGGAUUCUGGGCUGGGGUGUAGAAGGUGGUGUCAACUAUUGGCUGGUUGCCAACUCUUGGAACCCUGACUGGGGUGAUAACGGCUUCUUCAAAAUUGUACGCGGCACUAAUGAGUGUGGGAUUGAGCAAGAUAUCAAUGCAGGGUUACCCAAACUGAAAUAGUAUGGCUUUUUCAAGAUCAUCAGAGGGCGUAAUGAGUGUGGAAUUGAAGGAGACAUUAAUGCAGGGAUCCCAAAAUUUUAAUCACCCACCAGAACUUAAGAACCAUCUAGCAACAGGCAGAUACUUAAAAAUGAAAAAAAAAUGUGUAUAUUAUAUAGAUUUUGUAGAGGAAGGUUUUGAAAUAUUUCACUCCACAAAUUGACCAGGCGGCCAUUUCAUUCUAUGUUUCACUUUUAGAAUUUAUACUAUUUUUAAUUAUGCUCAGUGCACAUGCUAUUGGUUUAGGUUAUUAAAUCAAAAAUGUGUAAUAAUAAGCUAAGACCUGUACUGUAAUGUAAAUUCGUUGAAUUGACUUUGAAUUGAAUUGAAAUGCAAUACAGUAUGUCAAAGAUUGUCUGACCAACCGAAUAGUCUAGAUAUUUUAUGUGAAAGCAUUUAUUUAUAAGUGUGACAUUGGUAUUAAUGCCUUAAUUUUUGUAAAACUAUAUUGACAUCUGAAGUUACUUCAAAUAAAUUCCAGUGAUUUAUAAUAGAA